UUUGUUCUUGAUAAUCGCAAUACUCCAUGCUGUUUAGCGGGUAAAUAAAACUAAAAAUACAAAUUGAAUGAUUGUGGGAGCUAUAGAAGAAUUAAACCGGUUCCAAAUUUGUGAAAUAUUUGAGGCCAGAGGCAGCCAUCAUAACCACUCAAUAUGCAAGUUUUUCUGCAGGUGUUAACCUAUCACCAGCAACAAUCUCAUGAUCAAAUGAUUUCGGCAAUUGAUCUGUGACCUGCUAGAUAUUUUAAUGCUGCAUUACCUACAUCAAUGCAGUUUAUUACAUAUCAAAGCAUCCCAUUGCAUUGGAAUGCAAUCACGGAUCUCUUCAAUUCCCCUUUCUUUAAAUGUCCUGGUGUACGCCCAUGUGAAUGUGGGUGUAUUCACGAGGACACCCUUUUUACCCUAUCCUUCCUGGUGGAUUCAACUUCACGGAGCAACGGAGCAACUGACGUAGAUACCUGGCUGUAUUUCCCAGCCAUAAAGAUAGAGGCCGGCCCAGUAGCUGCAGACACCCAGACCAUCGAGGAGUGGCCGUAAAAAAAAAGGAACAACAAGGAGAACGAUGUAAUAUUGUGAGAGCUGCUGCUGCGCUGCACCACCAUUUCCACUAUACAUGCCAGCCGACACCAGACAACAAGAAGAAAGAGACAACCUCGUAUAACAUCGGCAUCAACCCCCCCCGAACGACCGACCGACUCUGCUGUCAUUUCACAAGUCAACGAGUGUGCGAUUGAUGGCCAUCGAGAUGACGCCGACGACCUGCUUUUGGAUCUUUUCCUUCCUGCUGGCUCUGCUCACAGGAAUCGACGGCCAGCACCACCACAACAACAACAACAUGCCGGCGCCGAGCUUCGGGUCGACGAUGGAGAACAUAACCGUCAUCAAAGGCAGAGACGCUUCCUUCACCUGCGUCGUUCUCAACAUUGGACCGCAUCGGGUGGCCUGGAUCAAGGCCGACGAUAAAGGCAUUUUAGCCAUGCACGACCGUGUUUUGACCAACAACGCCCGGCUGUCGGUCCUCCACAGCGACUUGCACACGUGGACGUUGCACAUCAGAGACGUCCACCGAUCUGAUCGAGGCGUUUACAUGUGCCAAAUCAACUCGGAUCCAAUGCUCAGUCAGACGGCCUCCCUGGAAGUGGUCAUCCCGCCGGACAUACUGAACGAAGAAGGCGGAGGAGAAGUGCUGAUACCCGAAGGAGGAAUGGCCCGUCUUUCGUGCAAGGCCAGAGGAUUCCCGCAACCUCGAGUCACUUGGAGACGCGAAGACGGCCAGGACAUUGUCAUCCGCAGCGGAUCUCUCCAAAAACAAAAAGUUCCAAUAUUCGAGGGCGAAGUGCUGACAUUCCACAAGAUAACAAGGUCCGAAAUGGGAGCGUAUUUGUGCAUUGCGAGUAAUAACGUCCCUCCGUCCGUCAGCCGGAGGAUCGUCGUCAACGUUCACUUCUACCCGAUCAUUCAAGUUCACAAUCAGCUGGUAGGCGGACCACUCGGCUCCAACAUCACUUUGGACUGCAUGGUGGAAGCUUCGCCAAAGCCCAUCAACUACUGGGCCAGAGAGAGCGGCGAGAUUAUUAUACCCAACGACAAGUACCGCAUGGAGGAGAUUGAUGUCAAUACGUACACGACCCGCUUACGGCUCCACUUGAGGCUCUCGUCGAGUGCUGACGAGGGUGGCUACAAGUGCUGUUCAAAGAAUUCGAUCGGAGAUUCCGAGGGCACCAUCACCGUCUAUGCCACCAAAAGAGUGGAGGAGGAAAAACCGCUGGGGCGAUGGUCGGAUCACGACGAAGAGAUUGGCGAGGAGCCGGACACUGUCGACGACGCCGACAAUACGUCACUGGAAGUGACAACGGCCACGCAUUAUUCUUUUGGCAGAGCCACACCGCCGGCUGGUGCGAGUAGCCGCCGUUCCAACAACAACAACAACAACAACGUCCAAUCGCCGACUCAGAAUAAGAUGUCCAUCAUCCGCAGCAGCGGCGCAGCUGUUCGACUCCAGCGGACCUGUUAUUACCUCGUCGCCGUCGUUUCCUUCUUCUUAGUCGUUAUGCUCCUUUAAUAAUAUUCCUUUCACUUAUAUUAUUCGAAUCGUCUCAAAGAAUAAUUUGAAACAAAAUAACAAAUGUAAUUAAUAUACAAACUAAUUUAAUUAACGAACGGAUCGGACAUCAUCACAAGUUUGGGCGACGAAAUGCGCUCCUAUUAUUCAUGAUCAUGUUAGAUUUCUCUUCAAUAGAGGUUAUAUUGUCGGGGAAAGAAUGGCUCUUCUAGAUUUACCUGUUCAAAAGAAGAUCUAACCACCAGUGUCCACACAUUCUUGUCACACCGCGAUUGGUUGAAUAAUAAUUCAAUAACUUUCCGACGCUAUAGACUAGGCAGAAAAUAGAAAACCAACAACCGACGUGUUUUGGGACGCACCGUAUACAUAAUAUACAGUCUACAUCUCGAUUCAUCUAUUGCAUAUACCAACAUCCACGUGUGUACGUAUGUUAUUACUGCCCCUCUCCCCCCCAAUGUGUGUUAUCGUUUCUCCCUCAUCUCUUUGACAAACCCAAUAAUCUCGUUAUUUCAUCUCCAUACUUUUUAAAAACUUACGUAUAUAUUUAUAAUAUCCUUCAUUCCUUUUCUGAUCGAUCGACGUUGCUUGAGACUCUCUCCUCGUGAGUGUGCGUAUGCCCCCCUCUCCUCCUUUUCUCCCCGUGUAUAUAUAUAAUAACACUGAAAGCUCGACUUGUGUGUUUCUCAUCAACCGCGUGCGCGUCCGUGUGUAAUCCGAUUUGCAGGAAUGAAAAGAUAACAAAAAAAAAGUGA
Daphnia pulex (common water flea) is the source of this 2814-nucleotide messenger RNA. Its product is annotated as lachesin-like. The record is from RefSeq and is a predicted model, not a curated record. The transcript is spliced from 12 exons. Lineage: Eukaryota; Metazoa; Arthropoda; Branchiopoda; Diplostraca; Daphniidae. Bases 734 to 2062 code for a protein of 442 amino acids. Gene Ontology annotation, cellular component: neuron projection.